AUGGUUGCAUCUCCACUUCUCCUCAGCCUGGCUGCUGCCGGCCUAGUCUCAGCCCAGAACACCGUCACCUCCAUGUUGAUCUACGGCGCAGACCCACAGCCUCUUGUCGCUUCCAUCGUCGGCAGUGACGCCACCGCAACAACAUACAGCAUCAAUUGCCCCCCAGGCACAGAUAGCUCCAACUGCGGCAUGGGCCCCGGCCUGACCGUUGUCGCCGGCCCCACGACCACGGUGCUGAAGAUCGAUGAGCCGGAGGAGAAUUUCCAUUGGACCGUGAGCUGCUCUGUUGGCGGGACCACCACCGCCGUGUGUACCGAGACGGCCAGCGGCACGGGGGCGAAUUUCCCCGGUGUCAGUUCCUCGACCUUUUCCAACGAUUUGCCUCUCAUGGCGGUGACUAUUACGGCUGGGUCGGCUGCGGGUGCGGGUGCGACGCCUACCACGGCUAGUGCUACCGCUACUACGGCUGCGACUGCCUCGGCCUCUGGAAAGUCUACUGCGUCGAAGGAUGCGAGCAAGCCUUCGUCGGCGGCUUCGUCGGGUGCUUCGGGCUCGAGCUCGUCGGCUGUGAGUACCGGCGGAAUGCCGCGUGUCACUGGCGCUGCUGGUGGGCUUUUUGGAGCUGCUGCGGUGGCUUUGGGUGUUUUUGCUCUGUAA
Molecule: messenger RNA, 657 nt
Organism: Aspergillus pseudoviridinutans
Lineage: Eukaryota; Fungi; Ascomycota; Eurotiomycetes; Eurotiales; Aspergillaceae
Product: putative GPI anchored protein
Exons: 3
Coding region: 1-657 (218 amino acids)
Source: RefSeq, a predicted model, not a curated record